Molecule: messenger RNA, 1278 nt
Organism: Rhopalosiphum padi (bird cherry-oat aphid)
Lineage: Eukaryota; Metazoa; Arthropoda; Insecta; Hemiptera; Aphididae
Molecular function (GO): nucleic acid binding
Source: RefSeq, a predicted model, not a curated record
AUGGAUGUCGCAGCUGUGUCUCCUUCCAAAAAAAAUCCAUUUGGAAAAUUCAUCGGCACUGGUCAAAGGAAAAUUAUUGUCAAUUUAUAUAAGAUAAUAGUUAUACACCAGCUUGAAAAUCCUGACAGCCCUCGAAUGACCUUAAGAGAUAUGAUCGUCGAUAUUUCAAAAUCUUCGGGUAUUGGACAGCGGUCAGUUCAAAACAUAUUAUCGGAGUAUAAGAAUCGACCUACAAUAAUCGAAAAAAUCGAUGAAUUCGAUAAAAAUGCAAUAAGACAGAAAAUACACCAUUUUUGGAGGAACCGCGAAGUACCAACAGUCGAUAAAAUGUUAAUCGCCAUUAAUGAAGAUGAAACACUUCUAAACAUUAAGCGGUCGUCAUUUCAAAAAGUGUUGAAAGAUUUACAAUUUCAAUACGUAAAAAAAAAACGUAAUAGUGCACUACUCGAAAGAGAAGAUUUAAUAACUUGGCGCCGAAGUUAUUUGGUCAAAAUAAAGCAUUAUAGAGAGAAAAACAGACCAAUUUAUUAUUUGGACGAAACGUGGGCCAACGCAGGCGAUACACACAGUAGAACGUGGACUGAUACCACAAUAAAUUCAUCACGAGAUGCAUUCCUCAAGGGCCUAACCACAGGACAAAAAGAACCCUCGGGAAAAGGUAAGCGUCUCAUCGUCUUACACAUCGGGUCGACAGAUGGUUUUGUCCCGGGGGGUCUUUUGUGUUUCGAAUCAAAGACCAAUUCUACGGACUACCAUGACGAGAUGAAUGGCGAUACAUUCUAUGAAUGGUUUGUACGAAUUCUACCACUAUUAAAAGAAAACGUCGUCAUAGUGAUGGAUAAUGCUUCGUAUCACUCCGUGAAGAAAUGCAAAAUACCAACUAUGUCUUGGAAAAAAAAAGAUAUUAUCGAUUGGCUUGAAAUAAAAGACGAGUACGCAAAAGACAAUGGCAAAAUCGUAUUGCGAUUACCCCCAUACCACUGCGAGCUAAACCCUAUCGAGCUCGCGUGGUCUUCUGUAAAAAGCUAUGUCCGGACACAUAAUAAUACGUUCAAAAUAAAGGAUGUAUUGGAGUUAUUAAAAAAAGGCGUGGAACAUGUGACAGCGGAAAUGUGGACGAAUUUUGUGGGACAUGUCGUCAAGGAGAAAGAAAAGUUUUUGAACAUUGAACAUAUAACAGAUGAAGUAUUUGACGAACUUCCCGAAGUAGAAGGACGUCAUAUCAUGACGAUAACAGGUGAUACGAGUUGUUCGGAAUCAGACUUCGAUAAGGAUUGA